This is a messenger RNA of Cercospora beticola, 2863 nucleotides long. Its product is annotated as cyclin family protein. Gene Ontology annotation, cellular component: nucleus; cyclin-dependent protein kinase holoenzyme complex. The record is from RefSeq and is a predicted model, not a curated record. Lineage: Eukaryota; Fungi; Ascomycota; Dothideomycetes; Mycosphaerellales; Mycosphaerellaceae. Gene Ontology annotation, biological process: regulation of cyclin-dependent protein serine/threonine kinase activity. Gene Ontology annotation, molecular function: protein kinase binding; cyclin-dependent protein serine/threonine kinase regulator activity.
AAGGAGCGAGCGUGUGCGCUUCGUGCUCCGACGCCAUGAUCGCAUGGCUAUUUGCUCCAUACACUUACCAACCUAGACCUUGAUCACUGACGCUAGUAGCAUGCGCCGGCGCGCGCGCCCUCGCUAUCCUGCCGCCUCAUCACCAAGUCUCGGUGUUGUGGAUGUGCACCACACUUCCAUUGCUCCUCCUCCUGCUGCUGCCGCUGCUGCACUGCACAUCUGGCACGCAUGCCUCUGCACCUCGCUGCCGCCGCCCCUUGCUGAAGCAAUCAUCCGCCAUCGUCCAGCACAACAACAAUAACGAAGCCGACCGCUGCCACUGCCGCCCGCCUGCCCUGCUCCCAUCACCACCGCGCGCCUGACGCUGUUGCUGCUCCUGCCGCCGCCGCCGGACCACGACACGACUGAACCUCACUUGGCCCACUGACGUGCAACCGUGCGGCACUGCCGUCUGGCCCUGCACUUCCACCUCCUGCUCUGAUUGUUCUUCUUCUCCGUCAUCCACUCGUCCACCACCUGGGCAGCUCCCAAUGACCACAUCGUAGCCACGGUCCCCGCUGCCCGCAAUUCACCUCACUCACCACCAGCAACUCCGUCUCCGCACCGACUCCAAUGUAUGUCGACACGGCGAUCCGCUUUCGAGACCCUUUCGUCUCCUCCAAAGACUGUCCGGCAUCACACAUUCACGCCUACGAUCGAUCACGGGACAGCUGGGCGUCACAAGCUCGAGCUCACGACCUCAAUCGGGCAUUGACUCCUCCGCCUGAGAUGAGUGGCGUGCAUUCUUCACGGCCCAUGAGCUUCCAGGCUGGGGAUUACAGCCAAAAUCACCUAGACCUCUCGCGGUCGAAGCCCGCAUAUCGAGCUCCAACGAAUUCGUACCAGGCUCCGGAAGCAUCAAUACCACAUGGCAAUGGACGAGCGUCUCCCCAACAGGGUCCCAUCGAACCAGCGAUUGACUCGUCCCAGCAAAGGCGAGGAUCACCAUACCACAAUGCCAUUGCCGCGAACUUCCAAAUACCACGGUCGGUGAAUGAUAGUGGGGGCAGUUUAUCAGAGCUUGCUGCACAGAUAACAUGCCUAUUUUGGUUCGAAUCCUCAGAACUCUUGCAGCAGGUCGAAGAAUCCCCAAUCGUCCUUGCCAACUCGAGAUCACUCACUGCCGAUGCUAAGCCGACAACUGGAUUUCGAAAAUGGGUUACCACGAUACUCUCGACUACGUGCGUUGCACAGAAUGUGGUCAUACUGGCAUUGCUGUUCAUCUAUCGACUGAAGAAACUGAAUCCUACAGUAAGGGGUAAGCCUGGCAGUGAGUACAGACUGCUCACUGUGGCCCUGAUGUUGGGGAACAAAUUUCUGGACGACAAUACGUAUACGAACAAGACGUGGGCUGAGGUAUCUGGCAUCAACGUCGCUGAGGUGCAUAUUAUGGAGGUCGAGUUCCUGAGCAACAUGAAGUACAAUCUCUUCACGUCUGAGCAGGACUGGGCUCAGUGGCAAUCCCUUCUGGGCAAGUUCGCCUCUUUCUUCGAUCACGCUACUCGACCAGUUCCAGUCAGGGCUCAAUUGGCACCAAUUCUACCUCCGGCGUCUUCGCUGCACUUGCCACCAGCGCUGCCUUCUCCUCCGGCUUCGAAUCAGGCGUCGCCUCCUUAUCACAAUGAUUCCGCACAGCAUGCAGCUCCAGCUGUAAAUGGUCAGCUAGGUCCAACACCAGCGCCAUCGCCAUUGGGAAACUUCGACGUGCGAGUCAUGCAGCAAGCAGGCGUGAAGCGUGCCCGUGAAGAGGGUGCAUCAGAACCACCAGCGAAGCGCCUUGCCAAUACCCGCAACUAUACAUCGCCCAACCGAUAUACGACUUUGCCCGCCCAGUCGAACCUUGGAGCACCCAUUCCGCGAUUGACUCUGCCCAGCCUGAACAUGCCAGGAUCGCAAGCGGCCAGUAGCGGUGGAUACUCUCAGAUCUCACAGAGCCAGCAACUCCCUCCUAUGAGCGUGCCAGCCAGGGCUAUGGCUAUGGUCUACCCAACGACAAGCAACCCGGCGCAUGCCUCUCAGCCACCGUCCUCAGCCGGAUCCUCUCAGCAGUACGUCUCUCAUUCCCAGCAGGCGUCGAGACACCACAGCCCACAACAUGAGGCCUCGGCUGCAGCAUCGCCAAAUGGCACUGCGCCUCAGCCUGCUACAACAUUGCACGCCCCUACACAAAUCUCGCCGAGCUAUUUCCUCCAACAGCGAGCAUCGCCAUAUCGGCCCGUACAUCACGUGUCCACGCUGCUGUACCCGCCACCAUCUGGUGCCACACAAGCCCGGCCGAACAAUAUCGAGCUCAACCAGAUGCAGUAUCAACCUCUUGGCAGAACUACCCAUCAUACAGGGCGCCUACCAUACGUCGGCCAAAAUCUUUGGCUCGAUGGCAACCAACCUCAGGAGAUGACCCCUGUCCAUCGCUGGCCCAACUUCCCGCAGCAACAAUCUCUGCCACCUCUGCAUUGAGCGGACUGGUUGCGUGAUGGAGGCCACGAUUACACGACCAUCUUCCUCAUGUACAUAUUUCACCACAGAUUUGAUGCGUUCGAGCGAAUACAUUUUGGGCGCUGGAGCCAAGCUUCCAACAGUUGAAGCGGAUUAGUGCACAGUGUUUUGGCAUUAAAAAUUGAAUGAGACAGCGCCAAUUGGCUGUCCUCACACAUCAUUUACGGGCGUUGAGCGCUAAACUGUAAUUUACAUAGAGAAACAGGCACGUCAGUCGUUGUCCUGGGUAGACACCAGAAGUUUAGGGAGAGCUCAUCACGACGAUACCCAAGUUCGCAGACUAUGAAUCUGCAACACGAAUCAAUGAAACGAAAAUUUCCAAAUCCGA